Pararge aegeria (speckled wood butterfly) is the source of this 9094-nucleotide messenger RNA. RefSeq lists its product as uncharacterized. Bases 91 to 8619 code for a protein of 2842 amino acids. The record is from RefSeq and is a predicted model, not a curated record. The transcript is spliced from 42 exons. NCBI's taxonomy places the organism in Eukaryota, Metazoa, Arthropoda, Insecta, Lepidoptera, Nymphalidae.
ACAGACAGUUCAUCUGCCAAGGAUGUCAGCGGUUUAGAAAUUGACUGCCCACCUUACCAACAUAAAGGAUCGCAAGUGGAAGCACCUCCAAUGGGCCAGUUUUUGCUGCCGUUGCUGAGUGCUGAUCCCACUGUCCCGGACCCCGAACACUUCCUCAUCAGGCAUGAGGAUAUUUUGCAGCUGUUGGCGUCUGCUGAAGAUAGCGUGAGGGACGAGCUACCGCUGGAAGACGAAGUUGUGAUCGCCGGUUUGGAUCCCACUUCUGACGUGCUCAGCAACGAAAUGUACGAGUAUGAGGAUCCAAUACUAACACCCGAAGACGAAGCCGCGCUAUUACACUACGUAUGCGCAGAGCACCCUGGUGGGGACGCGGAAGCGCCGUUUAAGCCGGUGGAGGAGUGGCUCCUUGGGGUGUACCAUUCCUGGUGCGAGAUCAGUGCACUCAUGUACACUCUAAUCGGAACCAACAUGAGUGCGGAAAUGGUCAAGUCCGAGUGGUCGUACCGCGCUCGCUUCGGGUGCCACUGCCGUCUUUGCCUGUCACUCGCCAACAACACGUCAGCGCUUCACAGGUUCCUCGCCGCCAUCAUCGUAGACCUCGCCCACGGUGGCAACACUGCUUCAAUUGGCGCGAAAAUAGUGAAAGCUCUCCGCUUAGUGCCACGGAUGCAUAGUCAGCCGAACGACUGGGAUAUACCAAGUUUACAACGGCUCAAAGUCUGUGAUGAUGGCGCGUCAAUAAUCCACGAGCAUCUUAUCAGGUUGUCGCGUGAAAACGAGACGGCAAACGAGAUCGUCAAUAGCAUCUGUCUCUGUCGCGCAUACGAGCGGCCAUUCGACAAAAUGUACGCUAUGGAAAGGUUUUGUAAGUUAAUCGAGAACUUCAAGACUGCAUCUAGCAUAACGUUUAAGGUGGAGAUGGUGCCGGGAUCCGGCGCGUCCGGGCCGACGGAGAGCGAGGCGGCCUGGGGCGAGGCGGUUCGGUCGCGCCUCGCUCGCUGCCUCGCGCCCCACCAGCGACGCUCCACCAGCGAGAGACUAGCACACAUGGCAGCAAGGACCGCGCCCCACGACCUGAGCGCGUGGUCUGGCUACAAGCAUCGCUGCGAUUGCCUAACGCCGAGAACUCUCUGCGCGCAGCAACGGAAGCAGCUGUUGAGUGUUGCUUCCAGGAUCUCUUUCUUCGGUAUGAUGCAGGCUGUGAACGAGUUUAACGGCACCAAAGCGGACGCUGAGAAGCCUUCGAUAGACAUGAAGCUUGACCAUUCAGGGAGAGAAUUGCAGCAUGGGGACGGGACGGGUGCCAAACCCCCGGACAAUUAUGAAGUUCAUCCGUCACUCACCAAGUCGAAUUCCACAGCAGACCUCAGCGAUUCAAAUAUCACCGUCGAUCUCGACGACAUUUCGGACUCCGACGAGAACUCCGGCACAGCGUCCCUCGGGCUCUCGACCUCCUCGUCACUGGACUCGGCAUCGGAACUGCUCCUCGCUGCUGCGGCGGCGGUGGAAUCCGGAGGGUCUUCGGGCGAGGGUGGUGGACAACUAUGCAAGACGGUGCGACAGCUGAUGAAGUCUAUAGCGUCUAUUGAGCGGCUGAUGGACAAAGUUCUCCAGCAUUGUGACCAGUGGACAGACCAUGAGGCGAGGAAACGCGUACACGUUGGCCUAUCGGAGGUGGACCGGAAGUUGAUGGCGAUGUACCGAAGGCUGCCCGACGUUCACAGGCGGCAACUGCAACUGUACCGGAAGCAGAAACGUUUGUCAACGGUGUGUACGCAGCUAGUCGGAGGUAGAGCGCCCGCGCCUCCCCCGCCCGGCUCGCCUCCCCCCGCACCCGCGCAUACGCCUUGCCGCCCGCUUUGCCCCGAAUACCAUCUACAGCGAUUCAAAGAGGUACGCCGUAAAGUGAUGCACAUGAGAGAUCAGCAGCUGUACUACCACCGUCUAAGAAUGUGGCUAGAGGACCAACUUCGACAGGAGAGGGAGAGCCUUCCAGAGAGCAACGUAACACUAAUAGAAGAUUUACCAAGACGCAAACGCCGUACCGCCAGCCCUAAGAACGCUAAAAUAUCGACCGCGCCUAAAAGAAAACUGAAACCCGCAAACAUAUCUCAGACAAUUAGUAAACCAUAUAAAAUACUCCAAAUGCUUCGACAUAAGGCACCAAUACCAAACAAUAUUAACAUCAAAUCACCGUAUAAAGAAAUAGACGAUGAACGCAGUGCAGUAUCAGAAGUGGAACCCCCAGAAGCUUUCCCAUUAGAAAAGGAAGACAAUGUUAGCGACACGGAAACGAUAGUAGGCGAGAAAGAGACGGGCGACAUUUGCAAGGAAAUGCGGGAGUGUCUAGCAAAAUUCGCGAACUUCGCUCUUAACAGUCCUGAUAACGUGAAGGAAGAGGUAAUAGAAUAUGUGGAACCCGUGAAAUAUCCCGAAUCAGUUAGUCCGCCAUUACAGGAAAUGUCACCCACCACUUCUGAGCAUAUUCCAGUUUUUAACCAGAAUCCGCGUAGAAUUUUAACUGUUAACAAAAUUUUCAAUAAAGAAGACAAAGUCAUAGAUUUCCAAUCACAGGCCGGCGACAUAAGCACGCCUUUAAAUAAUAUAGAUUUUAGUGAAACUAAAGAUUCUAAAGAUCUGGAUGACGAUGAGAAAGACGGAGACGUUUAUAAAUAUGUGACAUUUGGAUUAAAAAUUAAAAAAGCAAUGGAAGAGUGCCAGAAUAUAAUUAAUUCUUAUAAUAGUGUUAGCAAAGAUGAAAAACAAAAGGAAGAUAUCGAUGAACCGCCAUCACUAGAGCAAAUAAUCGAGGUUAUGAUGAAUUUAGAUAAAAGUUCAGCUGAGCUGUUAGAAAAAAUGGAUUCGGACGACCCAAUAGAUAUGAACAUAGCAAUAAAUAAACUGUCGGAUUUAGUAGAAAAUAUGCCACAAACGUUAGCGAACAUGCCGGAAAUAGCUUCGAAACUAUCCGAAUUCGCGAACGCUAGUUUCGAAUUGCCAGAAUUUGCUUCCAUAAUGAACAGUUUGCCUGAUGUCAAUAAUGAAGCGCAACUUACUCCGGAGACCCUGAAACAGAUUCGCGAACUCAAAUUAUCUAAGCGUGAUAGCGUUAAGGUAACAAAAAACACUGCCAAGCGUAAAAUAAACCGUAGGAUUAAGAAUAAUGAUAGUGUAGAUUUAGCGAAUUUCGACUUUGAAUUCGACGGCAAAGACCUGUCCGAACUGUUGAGGGAUGAGAAGGAACUGCAGAAUUUAAUGAAAAACAAGAACAAUAAGGAGGAUUUCAAAGACUUACUCUUUUCUAUAUCCGCUCAAGUAGUUGUUAAUAAAGUUUUUGAAUACGUUAAGCAAAACAAAAGUCCCGAAUUAGCUAAGUGCCUGGAAGAGGAGAAAGAGCUAUUUAAUUUGCCCCGAAACAAUAUUAAUUCCGAAAUGUAUUCGAAGGCAUCGACGUUAUUCGACAAUUCAGUUAAAGAUGCUUUGAGUAUGGACGAACUGAGGGACCUUGUUCAAUCUAGGUUUAAUUCUUGGAAAUAUUACGUCGCAAGUAAGUUUAAAGGUAUACCCAUCGAGUUAUUAGAUAACGAGAUUGAGACCAUGCUAGAUAAAUUCUAUUCGUAUAUACAAGAUUUAGCUUCUAAGCAAUGUACUAACGAUACUGACAAAAUUAUCGAGAAAAUUGACGAGUUGAGAAAGAAUAGCGACAGCAGGGAUUCAGACAGCGAAGGCUGUCCGGCUUCGAAGGAAACGCUGAAGCAGAUAACAAAACUACUCAGUACAUUCGCGGGUAACACUAUAGACUUGCUCAUAAUGAAACUGUCCAAUUUGUCCGACGACAAGAAGGCCGCGGUUAAAAGUCUAAAAUUCAAAUACAUGGAUGUUAUAAGACGGUGUACGGAAUCAACUCAGCUCGCCGGAUGGAUAUUAUUAGAUCCCGAAGUGGCGACUAACGUUAUACAAGAGCUGACUGGUUUGGAGGUUAGAAAAAUUGACAAUGUACCCGACUUCUCCACUUACACUGAUGAGAGGAAGAGGGAGCAUUUCAUUAAUAGAUUAAGAGAAAUGAAUAGGCAGUAUAUUGAAACAUUACCGAAAAAAGGACUCACUGGAGACGAGUGGCUAGUUAUAUUAUAUCGCUUAGAACAGCUAGAGGAAAAGUUAAAAGAGGCGUUUAUCAAGGUGGCCCCCGCACCGAAAGUUGUUCAACCGCAGGCCGCUAGCGAAGCUGAAAUAUUAGCAGCUAAAGGCCUCAGUAAAAUUAUCGGUAAAGCUAACGUUAGGAUAGUUAAGAAAGUAAACCAAGAACCUCCGAAGCCCAAAAAGGAAGUGCCACCAGAAGAAGUGCCGCAGGUUAAUGAAAAAGAUGAGAAAAAGGCGAAAAACGACGCGCUAUUGGCCAAAUGCGAAGCGAUACUGACCUCUAAAGGGGAAAAGUCAUUGUUAGACAGUUUUUAUACGAUAAAAUCUUACAUAACUCAAGGUCUCCAGGUACCUGAAACUUAUAAAAAACACGUUAUAUCAAUAUGCUCGAGUAUAGACGCUAAACUACUGGACGAGGAUAUAGAAGAGACUUUGAAAAUCAAGACAGACGAGCAAGAACCAGAGCCGGAAAACAAAGACAAGGUCCCGUUAUCCGUAAUCGGAUCUCAGAAUCCGGAAUUACUAGCUAAAUAUUCAGCGCAAGCCUUACGGAACGCGAAGCAGACGCUAAACGCAGUCGCGUUCAGGAAUAUGACGAGAAACGGACAGACGAAAUCGGAGAGCGACGUUUGCGAUACACCAAAAACAAAUUGCAAAUGGACAAACGACUGUGUGUGUGACUCAUGUAAAGAUUCGGACUUGUCGUCUGUGUGUCUCGGUGAUAUAGUGAAGCAGUGCUACGAUGACAAGUCGAAGAACGGUCUAGAAGAGAAGAAGAAGGAGGUUAAGAAGGUGCCGCCAAAACCGAAGCCGGCUCCGAAACCGUGUGAGAAUGCCAAUCAUCAGCAACAUGUCUGUAAGGUGGCACACGGUGGAGUCUGCUCGGGAGAUGGCGCCACAGAUCAACCUUGCAACUGUUGCUACUGUACCGUUUUCGGGCAUGCCCCACCUCUCACUACACCUGUGCCGCGCAACUUCAACGAGACGAGAGAAAGGUUACGGUCUAUAUUAAACAAGAAGAAACAGAAAUGUAAAGUUACUAAUGGCGAGGUGGAGUCCCCAGUGGAGCGUUCGCCCCCGCAACAUCAACAAGCUCCCGUACCACCAGCCUUGCCCAAAACCCUACCACCGAAUUUGACGACGCAAGCGCAACAGAAACGCCAGGCGAUGGAGAGUCAACAGAAGCAACUGGCGGACAAGAUGGCUAGAAUGGUUGUGACAGAGAAGCCCGAAGUGAAACCAAAGGUAGUGCAACGCUCCGUCCCGGUACAAACCAACCCGCCGGCAGUCAAAGCUGAGGGUAAAGUGAACCCUAACGCUAUGGAGCAGAUACGGUUGCAGCAACUGAAACAACAGCAACAGGCGCAGCUGCAACAACAAAUGCUGCAGCAGCAAGCGGCGCAACAACAACAGGCCCAGCAACAACAAAAACAGGCACAGCAACAACAACAACAACAACCGCAAGCACAACAACAAAAGAAACCGGAGCCGAUAUACGACCUGCCGAUACACAACAAGCCUACUUUGACGCCUCAGCAACAACAACAAAUAAGAUUACAACAGCAACAGCACCACGAUGAAGCCGUCCGUCAGAACCACCUGCACGUGCAACAACAGAUACAGAUGCAGCAGAAGCAACUGCAACAACAAGAGGCGCAACAACAAUUGCAACACCAACAUCUGGAACAACAAAUAAGACAGAGCAGGCAAACGCAGCAGAACAAUGCUGUCUCACUCUCGAGUAGAGACACUAGUGUAUUCUCAUUUUCAUCGGGUUGUUCCGGGGGUUCAUGCUGGCGAGGUAGAGGCGGUUGCAAUAACAGAGCGGAGGACCCCAGGGAUUUGGACGCGUUGCUGCAGUACAUAGAGGGGCCCGCGCGACACGUCGAUCGAGGCAAGAAACGCGCCAAGAAAAUGCGACAGAAGGCGAAACGAAUGGAGUCCCGAUUGUACGAGCAAAUGGAACAUUUAAGGAGCGAACUGAAAACCGCUCAAACGACUGUACACGCUCUGAGGAAGGUGCAUACGGUUGCUGCUCGAGACCUCGAACUGGCGAGACAUAAGCUCGCGGCGCAACGGCCGAAGAAAAAAGGAAAGAAGCAGAAAAUUAAUCCAGCUCAGCAAGCCAGGACGGAAUUGGUAGCGGAACAGCUGGUUGACUGCACUUCCUUAUUUAACAGCACGGCCAAGAAACUACUUAUCGCCGAGCGACGGCUCGCGGAGAACAGCAAACGUUUCAAGGAGUGCGAGCGGGAGCUGUCUGAAGCGAGGACCUUGCAGGGGAAAUGCGAAGCUGAUGAGGAGGAAAGCGAAUUACAUCAUAGGAUGGAGCAGGAAGCGAUAUUAAAGCACCAACACUAUGAGCAGCAAAGAUUGUACGACUUAGAGAAGACUAAGCAGAUGAUGCUGGACGGCUUCGCAGACGGUGGCUCGGUGCGUGUGUCACACCGGGACGGGUCCGCCGUCACGCUGUCGCUGCGUGGACAACCCGACCCGGCGUUGGCGAGGCUAAUAUCCGGAACUGACUUUAAAGUUGAAGUAUGCGUGGACCAGUCGGCGCAGAAACAAACGGACAGUCAGAAGAAGCAAACCUGGGAACAGGCUAUAGCUCAUAUGAACCAACUAGCGAAGGGCUCUGCCAAGGAGAAGAAGAAGCAGAAAGAACCGCAAAGGCAGAAGAGUGAAGUGAAAAAGGAGAAGCCAAGCUCGGAAGCGCCUGUCGAAGAGCAGCCGCUAUCAAAGAAGCAGAGGAAAUUAUUAGCGAAGCAACAGGCGGAAGAAGAAGAGAGGAGAAGAGAAAAGCAACAGCAACAGCAAGAAGCUAAGAGUAAAAAGGACAAAAAACCGGAACCACUUCAAGCUGAGAACACAAAAAAAGACAAGAAGGAACUGAAGAAAGAGAAGAAGGAGCAGAAAAAAGAGGACAAGAAAGAGGUUAAGAAGGAGGAGAAAAAGGGCAAGGAGAAUAAAAUGGAUAAGACUGCAACAACAGCUAAGACGAAGGCACCACAACAAGAGGUGCAACAAAAACAACAAAACAACAAGAAAGAGAAAAAGAAAGACAACAAUACGCAGAAGCCUCAAGUCAUAAACAUAACCGCGGACACUACCAUAGAGGUUGUCAGUAAAAAGAGUCAGUGUACAAACGAGCCGGAGAAACCGGGUUCUUGCAGUAUCAUGGAGCAACUUAGCUGCGGCGUUCAGGUUGCAGAUUUGAGGCUCCCGCCCGGUAUAACCUUGACUCGUGUUCAGCCCAGCGAGAAGAAGGAACCUCCUGCCAUCAAAUCUGUUCCCCUCUGGAAGCACAAUCAGCUGGACGCGGCGCCGACGCCCGUGCCGCGACCGCCGCCCGUCAUCAACGCGGACCCCUCGCUCAUGAUGUUCUCCACACACAACCAUAAUGAACCCCCAAAACCCAGCAACGUGCCAGAACCGCAGCCCCAGGCGCCGGGUAAAUCGAAGAAGGCGAAGAAAAAGGCCAAGAAAGCCGCCGAAACUGAGCAGAAGCAGGAGGGCGCGAAAAUGGUCACACUACGCAACCCGAUGUUCCACCCCAACCUGCCACCAGUGCAAAUAACGAACGCACCCCCGCAGAAGAAGUCCGAGAUUCGAAUCCCGGAUCCCAUUCCAAUGCCGCCAGCACCGUGCCAGGCAACAAUAACCCCUACCUCCAACGGGAUGUACACGAUAAGAAACCCUCUGAUGUCGAUGAUGCAUCAACAAAACCUGAUGGGCAUCCGCAGUCAGACACCUCAAGUCAACCCGGUGUACAACCAACCUCACUACAAUUAUGCCAACCCGAACGUGUACAACCCACAAUACGUUCAGGACCCAUCCCAAAACCUAAAGAACCCGGACAUUGAACUCCAGAACCGUAUAAUGAACUUGGCAUCGUUCACCCAAAAGAACGACGAGGGGUACUCCCUAUUCAAAACCCCGGAUGAUAAUCAGCAUAAGAGUUUUCUGAGCCCAGAGUUCUACGAUCAGAACAGUCAGAAUCCAAAGGUUGUGUCACCGAAUCCUAUAGGAACCCGUCCCGAUCACAGUCGCAAUUAUGAAAAUGAUUCCCUAUUCGCUAACCCUGUACGUCCGGAACCUAUCGGUACUCCACUGAAAAUUGAGGAAGAAAGGUUAUACACUCCAUUCGGUCAGGAAAGCCGGAACGUUUUCCGGAACGCCCUGUUCAAUGAUAAACCGGAAAUGACGCAGAGCAUGGGCAAAAUGGAGGACAAUCAAAGUUUUAUGCCGAACGGCGAUCAGCUGCCGUAUUUCCAAAGAUUGCGUGCGGGAUCCAAGCUUAACAGCGAGGUCACCAUACACUAUGUGACCGACUCCAAGUUUUAUAAGGGACAGGACGGCCAGCAGGGUCCGGGAGACACGUCACUGUUCUCGCGCCCACACGCGCACACGCAAACUACUCACAGCUGGCCGGACGCGCACGCGCACGCGCACAAUAACAGCGAGUUCACCCCAUACUGAUUACCGGAAUUCAUAAUCCUGGGACACCGUAGCAACACCAAUCGCGCGCACGCAAAAGCGCGCUUCAUCUUAGGCUGCAUCAUCACUUACCAUCCGGUGUGAUUGCAGUCAAGCACUUGUCUUUAUAUUUAAAAAAAAAAAAGAAUAAUCAAAAUCUGUCAAAAUUGUUCGCACUAAAACAGCUUAAUUACAAACAACUGUCAAAGUUUGACGUACAUUUUACUGUACAUACAACUGUUGUUAUCUCGAUUCGACACAAAAAAACCUAUGCUUGGAUAUUGAAUAAUCAUCUCUGCCGAAAGGGGAAGAAGAAGUAAUUUAAAACCGCGCUACUUAGUCUCAGAUAAUUCUUAUGAAAAUUUGGCUUAAUUUGCUAUAAACUCGGGGAAAAGCAGGAGAAUCUGUUUGGUGUAAUUUAUAAUUUUUUCAAUCCUUAUACGCCACACCAAACAGAUCUUCGGCAAUGUACCCUCUA